Messenger RNA from Galdieria sulphuraria, 808 nucleotides. RefSeq lists its product as uncharacterized. The transcript is spliced from 2 exons. The record is from RefSeq and is a predicted model, not a curated record. Lineage: Eukaryota; Rhodophyta; Bangiophyceae; Galdieriales; Galdieriaceae. The coding region runs from base 169 to 738 and encodes 189 amino acids.
GCCUUGUAGUAACGCAAAUUUUCACUCGCGUGAUAAAAAAGUUGGUCGAGACAUCACCUGGUAGUUCUGAAGUUUAGAAACUUUGGAUUCAAAAAAAUUUUUUCUUUGUGAUCGAAGCACUUAUUUUUUGCUUGGGAGAAAGACAAAUUAAUUGAUCGGUUAACUUUCAUGUCAGUUUUGCGUUUGCCUUUAUUGCUUGCUUUAUUGUACUCUGCCAUAUACUUUGGUGUUGUAUCUGGGAUAAAUAUGUCUUGUCCCACGGAGGAAAUUUGUUCUGCUCUAAGAAACGAGUUGGAUCAACUUCAGGACUUUGAUGACUGCAAGUCUUUUUAUGAAACUGGAAUAUGCUCCCUUUUAUGCUUGCAGAGUUUAGAGGAAAUCCGACAAAGGAACUCGAGUCUAUGGCACAUAUGUUCUUCCAAUUGCUGGUCUGUGGCGUUUGUCGAAUUUUCGACAACACUUUAUGAUAUCUGUCGUGAACAACACGGGUUCAGAAGAGAAUCCGUCUCAAAUAGUCUUAUGUCAUCGUUGCUUUAUUUUUGCAAGAGGAUUUGCUUGACCGUCACUAUCUACUUUUUGAUGAGUUUUACAUGGAAUACCACAUAUCAUUGGUUUCGUCAAAAACCUUUGGUUUCGUGUAGUCAAAGAAGAGAUAUCGAAAGUCAAAAUUAUAUAUCGAGAGGUUCAAGAAGACACCUUUUCAGUCUUCUAAGGAGACAAAGUAGUAGAAAUUUCUAGCUCGAAAUACAAAGAGAAAAAUGACCAAACAACACUAUUAGUUUGCAUGUAUAAAACGAUCAUUCUCUAC